Melitaea cinxia (Glanville fritillary) is the source of this 1889-nucleotide messenger RNA. It is a transcript of the gene Cortactin, whose product is annotated as src substrate cortactin. The transcript has 12 exons. NCBI's taxonomy places the organism in Eukaryota, Metazoa, Arthropoda, Insecta, Lepidoptera, Nymphalidae. Bases 235 to 1794 code for a protein of 519 amino acids. Gene Ontology annotation, cellular component: cortical actin cytoskeleton; actin filament; site of polarized growth. Gene Ontology annotation, molecular function: actin filament binding. Gene Ontology annotation, biological process: regulation of actin filament polymerization. The record is from RefSeq and is a predicted model, not a curated record.
AAUGUCAUUAUUUCACUCGUAGUAAGUGACGCAUCGCAGAUUUAUUCAUCAGUAAAUUAUUUUCCUUAAUGUAUACAAACCCAGUAGUUUUUUUGAUUAAUUAUAAGUAUAUUAACUUAACUUGGGUUUGUUAAAGUUUUGCUUAAUAGAAGAUUUGAUUUUUGUUGCUGUGUAAAAUAUCAACCUAUUACAUUUAGUUUCGAUUUGACUUCUCAUAACCGGCUUACGGAUAAGAUGUGGAAAGCAGCGACAGAUGUGACUGCUCCAGCUCUAGCGGAGGCUGAUGAUUGGGAAACUGAUCCAGACUUCAUCAACGAUGUGACAGAACAGGAACAGAGAUGGGGUCCUGGGGGGCGACAUGUUGAGGCUAUUGAUAUGGACAAGCUUCGAGAGGAGGUAUUCGAAGCAGAUAAAAAAGCAAAGCAAAAGCAGUACGAGGAAGGUCCGAAACCAUCAUUUGGAUAUGGCGGUAAAUUUGGCGUACAAGAAGACAGGAUGGAUAAAUCAGCCGUCGGUCACGAUUACGUUGGUAAAACAGAAAAACACGUGUCGCAAAAGGAUUAUGCGCAAGGUUUCGGGGGUAAAUUCGGCGUGCAGACAGACAGAAUGGACGCCAGUGCCGUGGGUCACGAUUACGUAGGCAAAGUCGAGAAGCACGCCUCACAGUCUGACUAUGCUAAAGGAUUUGGAGGGAAAUACGGCGUUCAGACAGAUAGGGUUGAUAAAAGUGCAGCGGGCUGGGAACACCGCGAGCAAGUCGAGAAGCAUCCCUCACAGAAGGACUACUCGGUGGGCUUCGGAGGGAAGUUCGGUGUCCAGGCGGACCGGCAGGACGCCAGCGCGGCGGGCUGGGACCACCUGGAGCGGGCGCCGGCGCACCGCUCGCAGAAGGAUUACGCAGUGGGUUUCGGGGGUAAAUUUGGCGUACAGACGGACAGACAGGACGCGUGCGCGGUGGGCUGGGACCAUAAAGAAGCGACACCGGCGCAUGCCAGCCAAGUCGACCAUAAGAAGGGUUUCGGAGGCAAAUUCGGUGUUGAAACGGACAGAGUGGACAAAUGUGCUCAUAGAUUUGACGAAGUGGAAAAAGUUGGCACCAACUAUACCAAGCAACGACCAGAUAUUGGCGGAGCGAAACCCUCGUCUAUCAGGGCCAAGUUUGAGAAUAUGGCCAAGGAGAAAGAACAGGAGGCGCUACAAUCAGUGCAGCGGAUAAGGCAAGAAAGACAACAGUUAGACAAGAGUCUGUCAGAAAAGGAAAAAGAACGUCUCGCAAAAGAAAAAGCCGAACAGCCAAAAGAAUCGCAACAACAGACAAAUGCUCCAGCCCCAGCAACAAACGACACAAGCACAACGAACACAACAAACACGACAAACACAGCAAACAAGGCGGUCAAGACUGAAGUACAAGUGGAUAUCAUACCGUCCACACCAGAAGUAACAACUGAACCGGCUGAAGUCAAACAGACCAAUUUACCUGACGUCACAUUGGUUGGGGAACCUAAUGUUGAAAAUAAGGAAAAAGAGGAAGGCCGCCAGCCCACCAUCGUGGUGUCGCCGGUAGGCUGGGCGGGCGCGGAGGGCGAGGAGGGCGAGGACGCGGCGGACGACGAGGACGGCUACACGGCGCGCGCGCUCUACGACUACCAGGCCGCCGCGCCCGACGAGAUCUCCUUCGACCCCGACGACCUCAUCACCAACAUCGUCAUGAUCGACGAAGGCUGGUGGCAGGGCUUAUGCAAGGGCGCAUACGGAUUGUUUCCAGCGAAUUACGUACAACUACAGGACAAAUAACUUAGUCAUACACAUUCCAUACACACAUUCUUUUACACGUAUUUAUAGUAUAUCCUUACAUUUGUGUCUUAAUAAGAUAAUUAUUUUUUAAACAA